AUGCAACCCAAAAACAUCCUCGCCCUGAUAGCAGGUCUAUCAACAACAACCUUCGCCAAAGAAAGCCGCACGUUCGCCGUAAACCACUUCUACGGCAACGGUGCCCUAGUAACAGGGCGCAUGGACCCAAUCGUCAACCCAGGAGUGGCAGCCUCCCACGUCCACACAAUCCAAGGCGGAAGCAACUUCAACCUGACAAUGACCGACGACGCCCUAAUGGACUCAAACUGCACCUCGUCCCUAGUAGACGCAGACAAAAGCAACUACUGGACCCCGUCCCUCUACUUCCAAGCCUCGAACGGCUCAUUCCUCUCCGUCCCAAUGUUCUACAUGAACGUCUACUACUUUUUCGAAGCAACUGACGACGAAAUCAAACCCUUUCCAAUAGGUCUCCGCAUGAUGAGCGGCGACAAAGACCUUCGAAUACCCCCAUCAACAGCCUCAAACGUCCUCGACAGCGCCGCCGGCCCAAUCCAACCAGUCCAAUGGACUUGUCCACGAACUUCCUACAGUCCACCUUCCUACCCAGUCAACUCAGACGGCCUCCACGGCGUCGGAAUCCAAGACCCAAACAACGCAGGUGCAGGUGCAGGCUUCCCGCACGUCAAUUGUGACGGCUAUGCCUCACCAUUGCGCGCUGAUAUCCAUUUCCCGUCUUGUUAUAACCCCGCUGCUGGGCUGGAUGAUUACAAGAAGAAUAUGAACUGGCCGAGUAGUAAGGGAACGACCAGUGGUAAGGCGAAUUGUCCUAAGGGGUGGAUUCAUCUUCCGCAUAUCUUUUACGAGGUUUAUUGGAAUACGCCGUUGUUUGAGGAGCUGUGGACUCCGGGUCUUGGAGAGCAGCCGUUCAUCCUCAGUAACGGGGAUCGGACGGGGUACUCGCUUCAUGGGGAUUUCAUUUCCGGCUGGGAUGAGGGUGUCCUGCAGAAGAUCAUUGAUAAUUGCGAUGCCGGUGAUCUCGGUAUGGAUAAAUGUGCCGAUGCGGGUUUCAUCAAUGAUGCGUCGACAAGUUGCAAUAUCGCUAAUCAGAUUAUCGAGCCUAUCUCUGGUGUGCUUGACAAGUUGCCUGGUGAUAACCCGCCGACUGGAUGGGGACAGGGUGCAGAGGUUGUCCCUUCUGCUUCGCUUAAUGCAGAGAGUAUCUCGGUCACUGCUACUGCCCAGUCUAAUGUCAACAGUGCCGCGCCUUCGGACUCAGCCGAGACGGACAGCUCUACCUCUGGCUGGUCAUACCUAGGCUGUUACUCCGAUAAUGUCUCUGCGCGCGCCCUGACGGGAGUUCAAUUCGCUAAUCUGGGUAUCGGCAAAGUCACUUCAACAGGCUGCAUAGAUUACUGCGCCAAAGCCGGCUUCAGUCUGGCUGGAACGGAGUAUGCAGGUCAAUGUUUCUGUGGUGAUAAGCUGGAGGGAAGUGUCAAGAUCGGAGCGGAUAAGUGUGAUAUGAAGUGCAACGGUGAUGGAUCGCAGACUUGUGGUGGUAGUGCUGCACUGAGUGUCUAUGAAAGCACCGAGAAGACUUCUACUCGGAAGCUGAAGAGACAUUUGCGGAGCCAUCUGCGUGGAUCUCAUGUCUGA
Penicillium antarcticum is the source of this 1575-nucleotide messenger RNA. Its product is annotated as DUF1996 and WSC domain-containing protein. The record is from RefSeq and is a predicted model, not a curated record. The transcript has 2 exons. The coding region runs from base 1 to 1575 and encodes 524 amino acids. Lineage: Eukaryota; Fungi; Ascomycota; Eurotiomycetes; Eurotiales; Aspergillaceae.